This is a messenger RNA of Microthlaspi erraticum, 873 nucleotides long. The record is from the annotation of a GenBank genome assembly. Lineage: Eukaryota; Viridiplantae; Streptophyta; Magnoliopsida; Brassicales; Brassicaceae.
AUGGCGCUCUGUAACUUUCAUCCAACCCUCUGGGGAUUCCAUUUGCAUGGAUUAUCAUUGCAGAAACCCCAGGAAUUUGGAUGCUUUUCAUUGCUUGAAUUACCAAAUUGUGGAGGUUACUAUACUUUAAAGACGAAAAGGUUUGGUUUUUGCAUCAGGGCUAAGUUCUCAGAGAAGCUAGCUGGGAAGGAGAACGGAAGUUAUGGAGCCACUGUGAAUAGGAAGGAAGUAAAGAAAGUGGGGAAGAAAGAGGAGCACCAUUUGUGGAAGAAGAAUGACUCUGCUGGGUCAGGCCAGAAAGCACUUAAUCUUGUUCGAAUGCUCUCUGGACUCCCAAAUGAGAAAGAGGCUGUUUAUGGAGCUUUGAACAAAUGGGUUGCUUGGGAGGUUGAGUUUCCCAUUAUUGCUGCAGCCAAGGCUUUGCAGAUCUUAAGGAAGAGAAGCCAAUGGCAUCGUGUGAUUCAAGUGGCUAAGUGGAUGUUAAGCAAAGGCCAAGGCGCUACAAUGGGAACAUACGAUACACUCUUAUUGGCAUUUGACAUGGACGAAAGGGCUGAUGAAGCAGAAUCAUUAUGGAACAUGAUUCUUCACACGCAUACACGGUCCAUCCCAAGACGCUUGUUCGCUAGGAUGAUAGCUUUGUAUGCUCACCAUGACCUUCAAGAUAAGGUUAUUGAGGUGUUUGCAGACAUGGAGGAGCUGAAAGUGAGGCCAGACGAAGAUACAGCAAGGAGAGUGGCAAGGGCUUUCAGGGAACUUGGUCAAGAAGAAAACCGGAAACUGAUUCUUAGGAGGUAUCUCUCUGAAUUCAAAUACGUUUACUUCAAUGGUGAAAGGGUUAGAGUCAAAAGAUAUUCAUCUGAAGAAGAUUGA